Molecule: messenger RNA, 1808 nt
Organism: Bursaphelenchus okinawaensis
Lineage: Eukaryota; Metazoa; Nematoda; Chromadorea; Rhabditida; Aphelenchoididae
Source: the annotation of a GenBank genome assembly
AUGAACUUAUCAGGAGCAUACGCGGCGAUCCAAGCGCUAGCACUCAUAAAGGUAGACGAUGGUAUGGAAUUCUGCGUGGACUUCAUCCCUUUCAAGGUGGCCAGCAAGUCCGUUUCUGCCUCGAAACACUCAUAUUGCUCUGGCAACUUGAUGGAGGAGACGCGUCUAGAGUAAGUUAUUGAGUUUGGUUUUUGAUUUCGGAUUUUAGUAGCUACUUACUGUCUGCCACUGUUACAAAGCCACGGAUCUUGCCUCAAGGCACAGACAUUCGCGCUGUCGUUCUGGUUGGAGAGAAGAGCACGGAGUAAGUUUUUGUUUUGUUAUUAAUUUUUUUAAUUAUAUAUAUUUAUUUGUAAAGUUUGUAAAAUAACAUACUGUUAUUUUACAGUAUGUUAUUUUACAUAUUCUUUAGAUAAUACCGUAUUUUUAGUGAAUCAACUUCUGUCAAUUUUUAUUCAUUGGUAAGAGGCGCUGCAUCUGUUCUUUUGGGAUUUGUCGUAAAGCCAAAUGGUGGACUUGAGGCCAGCACUGCAAACGAGCACGUGUUUUACCAAAGGUGCGGCGAACUCAACACGGUACGCUACAAGUACAUUGCUCAAGCCCCGGAGUUUGCUCCUUUGAAGUUGAACGACGUAAAAGUGUGCGGUUCACAGUUUGGUCACACUUCAAAUGGCACACUCUGGAUGGAUAAGGGUGAAUGUCGGAAGUUGGUGCUCGAGGGUGGUGCGAGUAUGAUGCCAGUUCCGUGCUUUGAUGAAAGUGAGCUCAUGUUCACGAUUGUAAGUUUUUUGUUUUGUAGUAGUAUUAGCGUCAAGUUGUGUGAAAAAAUUUUGGAAUUUAUUUUAACUUUUUGUUUUAAGGGCAAGAAAAGUCGUUUUACUUUUGGCUGGUUUAAAACCUUGAUUUGUUUUUGUUUUAGCAAGCGCUGGUGCACCGCAACUUUGACUUCAAAGAGCAUUUCACUGAGGAAGAGAUCAACACCACGUUGGCCUACGUCUACGUUCGGUAAGUUUACGUCAGUUGUUUCGUUUUGUGAGUUGUUCUUCUAAAUUUGUUGAUGAAUAUGCAGUUUUUGAAACUUUGUGUUUUGUUUUUCACUUUAUGUUAUCUUUUUUGGUUUUUGGAAUGGAUGUAUAACUAUACGUCUGUUCUUUAUAAAUAUUAUUUGGCUUUUAGCGAACAAGUUUAUAAAUUAGUUUUUAUCAUUACAGCGAAAUUCCCACCUCUUCCACGCCAGGUACGGAUGCUGUUGAUGUGAGUCAUAGUACGGCAAAAGAAGGGUCUACUGUCACUGAAGAAAUAUUUGAAAUUGACGAUGACGAGGAAGAAAAAAAUGUGAGUUUUUUGAAUAAAAUGGAUUUUUUAAAACCCCUCCUCCCCCCCCCCUCGGAAAACUUCUUUUGUAUAUAAAAUCUCAAAAAAAAGCUGAACGUUGUUUUUUUUGUUUUUUUUUGUUUUUUUUUCACCGCCCUCUCUCUCCUACCCUCCCUUGUCCUCCACACUGAAAUUGUUCUCUCGCUACUAAUUAAAUUAGUUUUUGAUCUAGACUAUUGAUAUUUUAGGCUAACGACGCUUGUUAUCAUCAGCGCGGUUCUUUUCGUGGUUAUGUUAUUUUGUGUCAUCGGUAUUGUGGUAUAUCUGUUCCUGAAACCGCAGAAAGUGGUCUACCCGGAUCUCCCAACGCCUGUCGUAGAAAGAAGAAGACACGUGCCAGACCUGCAUCUCUUGAACCAAGCCCAGCGCCAAAAGGAAGUGGUGAAGCUGUAGAUCAAGGUCAAGCUCUAGAUCAACAUCCGUCCGCAAAAUGA